CAGCUUACAUGAAUUCACAAUCAACCUCUUUCUAAACAGCCAUCAUCAUAUACUCUCUCUCACAAAAAUGUCACCAGUACCUUCAGAAACAGUACACCAACCCGAAAGAACGGCAGACGGAGCUCCAAUCCCACAGCCUCCUCAACCUGGCGCACAAGGAGAUGUCCAAGCAAGUGGCGUACAAGGACUUCCAAAUGAAGCCCUGGAUUUAGCCGCAAGGUUAUUCAACUUCGCCCGAGAAGGAUCACUUGAGUUGAUCACAUAUAUCAAAGCUGGCGUCCCACCAAAUCUAACAAACAACCGUGGUGAUACACUCCUAAUGUUGGCUGCUUAUCAUGGUCAUAACGAACUCGUAAAAGCUAUUCUCACAAUUCCUGAAUCGGAAAUGCGAAUCAAACAUGAUAAAGCUGAUCCAAAUCAACUUAAUGGAAGAGGUCAAUCAAUCGUCGCAGGAGCAGUGUUUAAGGGAUACGAUGAAGUAAUUAGCACCUUAAUCGAACAUGGAGCUGAUCCAUUGGCCGGACAGCCAAGUGCAGAAGAUACGGCAAAGAUGUUUAACAGAUGGGAAGAUGGCGAGAAAGCCGGAUUCAAGAACCUUUUCGAACAAGCUUCAGGAAGGGGCAGAGGUGCUCGUGAAGCAGCAGAUGCCGUGCCUGAUCGAGAAGAGAAUCAGCGACAGGCAGGCAGUGGACCAGCUCCAGCUUAACAUGUACCUCCCCUGUAUACUUUUACGUAAAUGCUAUAUAUGCUCUAGAUUUCAAUAAUGCGAAUAGUUUGAAUUGGUCGAGAU
This is a messenger RNA of Meira miltonrushii, 790 nucleotides long. RefSeq lists its product as uncharacterized. The record is from RefSeq and is a predicted model, not a curated record. Lineage: Eukaryota; Fungi; Basidiomycota; Exobasidiomycetes; Exobasidiales; Brachybasidiaceae. The coding region runs from base 68 to 706 and encodes 212 amino acids. The transcript has a single exon. Gene Ontology annotation, molecular function: protein binding.